CUCAAGUGAGAACAGCAGCAAAGGAACCCCGGCUUCUCCCUCAGGGUCCACACCACCAAUCCCCAAAGUCCGCAUAAAAACCACUAAGAUGUCUUCUGGGGAAAUCAAGAGAACAGUGACCAGGGUAUUGCCAGAAGUGGAUCUUGACUCUGGGAAGAAACCUUCCGAGCAGACGGUGUCUGUGAUGGCCUCUGUGACAUCCCUUCUGUCGUCUCCAGCAUCAGCUGCCACCCUUUCCCCUCCCGCCAGGGUGCCUCUCCAGUCUGCGGUGGUGACCAAUGCAGUUUCCUCUGCAGAGCCCACCACUAAACAGGUCACAAUCAAGCCUGUGGCUACUGCUUUCCUCCCAGUGUCUGCUGUGAAGACAGCAGGAUCCCAAGUCAUUAAUUUGAAGCUCGCUAACAACACCACGGUGAAAGCCACGGUCAUACCUGCUGCCUCUGUCCAGAGUGCCAGCAGCACCAUCAUUAAAGCCGCCAAUGCCAUCCAGCAGCAAACUGUCAUGAUGCCAGCAUCCAGCCUGGCCAAUGCCAAACUUGUGCCAAAGGCUGUGCAUCUUGCCAACCUUCUGCCUCAGGUUGCCCAGGCCACCUCUGAACUCUGCCAAGUGUCAACCAAAACUCAGCAACAAAUAAAGAAGGCAAUAAUCAAUGCAGCAGCCUCACAAGCCCCCAGAAAGGUGUCUCGAGUCCAGGUGGUGUUGUCCUUGCAGAGUUCUGUGGUGGAAACUUUCAACAAGGUGCUGAGCAGUGUCAAUCCAGUCCCUGUUUACAUCCCAAACCUCAGUCCUCCUGCCAAUGCAGGGAUCACAUUACUGAUGCCUUGGUACAAGUGCUUGGAGUGUAGGGACUCCUUUGAACUUGAAAAGAGUCUGACCCAGCACUAUGACAGAUGGAGCGUGUGCAUCGAAGUAACAUGCAACCUUUGUACAAAGAACCUCGUUUUUUACAACAAAUGCAGCCUCCUUUCCCAUGCCCGUGGGCAUAAGGAGAAAGGGGUGGUAAUGCAAUGUUCCUACUCAAUUUUAAAGCCAGUCCUAGCAGGUCAAACGAUAGUUUCUCCAUCAAGCAAUACUUCUUCUUCAUCAGAGGAAAAAUCCACUCUUCAGAGCCCUGUGGGAGCUGGCAUACACACUGUCACAAAAAUUCAGUCUGGCAUAACUGGGACAGUCAUACCAUCUCCUUCAAGCACUCCCAUCACCACAGCCAUGCCCCUAGAUGAAGACCCCUCCAAGCUGUGUAGACAUAAUCUAAAAUGUUUGGAGUGUAAUGAAAUCUUCCAGGACAAGACAUCGCUGGCUACACCUUUCCAGCAGGCUGCAGAUAUGAGUGGACAAAAGACUUGUACUAUCUGCCAGAUGCUGCUUCCUAACCAAUAGAGAAUCCAUCAGCACAAAUCUCCAUACACCUGCCCUGAGUGCAGGGCCAUCUGCAGGUUGGUGCACUUCCAGACCCACGUCACCAAGAACUGUCUGCACUACACAAGGAGAGUUGGUUUUCGACAUGUAUGUUGCAAUGUUGUGUACUCUGAUGUGGCUGCUCUGAAGUCUCGCAUUCAAGGUUCUCACUGUGAAGUCUUCUACAAGUGUCCUAUUUGUCCAAUGACGUUUAAGUCUGCCCCAAGCACACAUUCCCACACCUACACACAGCAUCCUAGCAUCAAGAUAGGAGAACCAAAAAUAAUAUAUAAGUGUUCCAUGUGCAACACUGUGUUCACCCUGCAAACCUUGCUGUAUCGCCACUUUGACCAACACAUUGAAAACCAGAAGGUGUCUGUUUUCAGGUGUCCAGACUGUUCUCUUUUAUAUGCACAGAAGCAACUUAUGGUGGACCAUAUCAAGUCUAUGCAUGGGACAUUGAUAAGCAUUGAAGGGCACUUGGGUGUAAACUUGCCUUUGAGCAUUAAGCCUGCAACUUAUAAUUCAGCAUAUCAGAACAAAGAGGACAGCAUAUCCAUGAAUGGGAAAGAGAAAUUGGAAAAGAAAUCUCCAUCUCCUUUGAAAAAAUCAGUGGAAACCAAGAAAGUGGCCAGUCCUGGGUGGGCAUGUUGGGAGUGUGACCGCCUGUUCAUGCAGAGAGAUGUGUACAUAUCCCACGUCAGGAAGGAGCAUGGGAAACAAAUGAAGAAACAACCCUGCUGCCAGCGUGACAAGCCUUUCAGCUCGUCCCACAGCCUGUGCUGGCACAACCGGAUCAAGCACAAAGUCAUCAGGAAAGUGUACACCUGCUCACACUGCCCAGACUCUAGAGGUACCUUUACCAAACAGUUGAUGUUGGAGAAGCAUGUCCAGCUGACGCAUGGCAUCAAGGACCCUGACCUGAAAGAAAUGACAGACGCUACCAAUGAGGAGGAAACAGAAAUAAAAGAAGACCCCAAGGUCCCCAGUCCCAAGUGGAAGUUGAAAGAACCGGUUCUGGAGUUCAGGCCUCCCAGAGGAGCAAUCACUCAACCAAAGCUGAAAAUCAAUGUUUUUAAGGUUCACAAGUGUGCCAUGUGUGGCUUCACCACCGAAAACCUGCUGCAGUUCCAUGAACACAUCCCUCAGCACAAAUCAGAUGGUUCUUCCUACCAGUGCCGGGAGUGUGGCCUCUGCUAAUGUCACGUCUCUCUGUCCAGGCACCUCUUUGUUGUACACAAGUUAAAGGAACCUCAGCCAGUGUCCAAGCAAAAUGGGGCUGGGGAAGAUAACCAACAGAACAAACCCAGUCACGAGGAUGAAUCUCCCAAUGGCGCCAUGUCAGACAGAAAGUGCAAAGUGUGCACAAAAACUUUUGAAACUGAAGCUGCCUUAAACACUCACAUACAGACACAUGGUAUGGCCUUCAUCAAAUCCAAAAGGAUGAGCUCAGACGAGAAAUAGCCACAGACGCUCCAUGAGGAAAAUCCCUGUCCACAUUGGCAUAAGACACUUUCGUUACACAAAGUUUGCAGUAUAAUAGAGUUAACAGUACUGUCUAGGCUGUUGCAAUAUAUUCUCUUUCAACGUGCCUUCCUUCUUCAUCUUGUCAUAUAUAUCCUCAUUAAGUAUUAAAACAGAAUUUGAGUUUAAAAGAGUUUGUAUAUAUUUAAAUGAAUAACUUUUUAUACUCUUUGUUACAUGUUUGUAUCAGUAUUCAGUGGAAAACGUUUUGAGUUGUUUUGGGUUAGAAUUUUUCUUUUUGUACUGUUUCUUUAAAACAGAGUUCUUAGUAACAGGGGCAGUUCCUGAAUUCAAAUAAAUCAUUUUGUAUGUUUCGAAUUUGAAUGGGUUAACUAAUUACAGGCUAAAAUAACACCUUUUUUAGUGUUUUUAAUUUUUAGAAUUCACUACAUAAAUUGGAAGUAAUUGUGGGUCUCAAAAACACUAGGAACUUUUAAGUGUCUUAGCACCUCCUCCAUGUGCCUGCCCUGAGGGAGUGAGUACACGUUUGAGACAACUGCACUCCAGUGUGGGCGUGUCUUUGUCUUCAGGCCACGCCGAAGGGUGUCUAAAGCAGCCUUGCAGGUCGCUCCUUUCCCAGCCGUGGAUGAAAACUGAAGCCAGGAAUCUAAUAAGGAAUGCUGAUUUCCUCAAUUCCAUUUUGAGGAAUGGGGAAGGCUAUUCUAAAGAAAAAAAAAAAUGGGACAGGUUUUCUGGGUAGAUCUGCAAGGCUGGCUUUAAGAGCACAAGGAGGGAAAGUAACGAAAGGGCUGGACUACUAUAAAAGUUACAAACACGUAGUUAGACCAAUAGAUCUAUAUAGUCAGGUUUUUGUCAUGUAAUUUAUUAACUAUUACAGAAACACAACUAAGAAUAUCAAGUAUUUCUCUGGCUCUUGAUAGAAAAAAAAAUCAGCUGACUUAAUCCUUUGCUGUCAAAAGAGUUGGCGUUUCCCGUUGUGGGUGCUACUGCCAAACGUUCUGGUGCUUAGAGGUGGGAUGCACGACGUCAACCACCAACUUAUCAAUGCAGCCGGCUGUGUGUCACAAUUGGCCGUUACCUUAAGCACUGAGCCACACGGGAUUAGUUCAGCCAUUUCAAGAGGUAUAUUUAACGUCGGCAGUUCUGCUUUACUAAAAUGCAGUAGAGGUACUCUUCUGUCCCUUCCGUUUAUAGUUCUCUGAGAGAGUUAUAUUUUUUGGUUUCGUUUUGUGUUUUCUUUUGAAUUUUAUAUCUUGUAUUUAUUCCUGAACAUGUUUUGUACUUUUUUUUUUUAAGAAAAGGAAUUAUUUUGUGUAUAUAUAGAUACUUGCAUGAUAUACUGUAGUCAAUGUUCGGUUCCUCGAAAGGUCUUGCUGCUGUCAGGUGUUAUACACUCCAUCCAUCAUAACUGUAUGAAACACAUUUCAUAUGUAAAUAAACGUGGGACAUUUGAAAAAAAAAGUUUGUUCUAUGUAGUUGAAAAUCAUUGGCUAAGUUCAUUAUAACCUCCUUUCUGCAUCUUACCCUCAUCCACACCCUUACAGCCUUUCAUUAAUUGUAAAUUCUUAUGUCUGUAUUUUCCAUAUCUACUUAGUACUACCUUUUGGAAUGAAUCUUUUAUGCUCUGCUCUGGUCAAUAAUCUUGGGUGAAAUGAGAACACAAAUCCAGAGAGACCAGGUUUCUGUAGUUCUCUAACAUCGGAUGCUGAUACAAAUUCUGCUGUGCAGUGCCCAGGCAUUGCCACCCCUCUGGAGAGAA
Pan troglodytes (chimpanzee) is the source of this 4640-nucleotide messenger RNA. RefSeq names its product zinc finger protein 532-like. NCBI's taxonomy places the organism in Eukaryota, Metazoa, Chordata, Mammalia, Primates, Hominidae. The record is from RefSeq and is a predicted model, not a curated record.